UCAAAACUUAAAUGGGGAAUACCCAGCCGCAAAAGAAAAGACUUGUCAUUGUAGGAGGUAGCUUCGCCGGCCUUCUUUUACUUGAUAAGGUCAAGGAUGAUUUUGAAGUCGUGCUGAUAGAGAAGAAGGACCACUUUGAAUGGAUUUGCUCCCUUCCUCAUUCAAUAGUCAACCCAGAAUACUUCAACAAAGAUGCAACAGUUGACCUGCAUCAAUGUCUCACUGUUGAUAGAGUCUUUGGGCCCAAUGUCAGGUAUCUCCAAGGAAUGGUAACUGAAAUCACUGAUCAGACAGCUUUAAAAUACAAACCAACUAAAGGCUUAGACUCAGCUAAGGAAUUGGAGAAUGUCCAAGAAGAAAUCUUAGAAUUUGACUUGCUUGUGAUCUGCACAGGAGCUGUUUACAAAAUAAAUGAAGGCUCAGCAGAAGAUGUCGCCAAUAUCUUUUCGAAAUAUGAAAGAUCCAAGCUGAUUCAGAAGUAUCAUGAAGAGAUAGAUGAGGCAGCUCAAGUUCUUGUGGUUGGUGGAGGCCCUACCGGUGUAGAAGCACUUGGUGAAAUAGUUGAUAAAUAUGGAACUAGCAAGGAAUACGGACUCCUGAAUAGCCAAGAUAGGCUAUUGACGGGAUUUCCAACAGGAGUCUCUAGGAGAGCUUAUAACUACUUUAAUGCAAAGAGGACUUUCAAAGAAUGAUAUCUUGGAAAAUAUUACUCUCCUGAAGAUGAAAUCGCUCAAAAAUAUGAUUAUACGUUAAUGUGAGCAGGGAUGGAAUACUAUACCCCAUUUAUGACAAAAAACUUCGAGAACUGAGUUGACCAAAGAGGAAGAAUUUUUGUAAAUCAAUACUUCCAGGUAACUUCGCAAGAUCCAACCAAAUCAGCAUCAGCCGAUCACCAAACAUAUGAUAACAUUUUCUGAUAUGGUGAUGCUUGCUUUUCUCCAAUGCAGGAAAUCAAAAAUGUCCCUUCAAUCAGAGAGACUUCAUACACUGUUAAAAAAAACCUCAAAGCAGUUUCUUACGGUGGUAAAUUGUCCAAGAUGACUUAUGCCAUCGACAACCUGUCUGCAGUGUACUACAACAAAUGGAGGGGAUCAAUAGUCUUAAACAACCUCGGUUUACCAAAUUGAUUGACACUGAAGUCCAAGAAAUUCAUAGAAGAAACUUACAUGGGGAAAUUCAGAAACAAAUGCUGCUCAAAGUGCAGGUUUAAACUCUACAAUUGCCAAGUUAAUUUCCUGUCCUGAUUUGUCAAUAACUGUUGCUGCUGAUGCUCAUGAUCCAAGAGAAAGAGGUUUAAGCAAAGAAGAGCAAUUGUCAGGGCUCUGAUCGAGCACCAUAGACAAGAAGAAGGUUCUAAUGUUUCCGAGAGCCAUGUCAGGGGGCUUUAAGGCUUUCUAGAACCUAACAAGGAUAGUCUAGCUUUUCAAUUUUGUUUUAGAAUCAAUUUUG
Messenger RNA from Moneuplotes crassus, 1449 nucleotides. NCBI's taxonomy places the organism in Eukaryota, Ciliophora, Spirotrichea, Euplotida, Euplotidae. The record is from the annotation of a GenBank genome assembly.